This is a messenger RNA of Wickerhamiella sorbophila, 1071 nucleotides long. Its product is annotated as Anthranilate phosphoribosyltransferase. The record is from RefSeq and is a predicted model, not a curated record. Lineage: Eukaryota; Fungi; Ascomycota; Dipodascomycetes; Dipodascales; Trichomonascaceae. The transcript has a single exon. Gene Ontology annotation, molecular function: anthranilate phosphoribosyltransferase activity. Gene Ontology annotation, cellular component: cytosol. The coding region runs from base 1 to 1071 and encodes 356 amino acids. Gene Ontology annotation, biological process: L-tryptophan biosynthetic process.
AUGGCUCGUGAUUUGGUGCCUUAUUUAAAGACGCUUGUGCGCAACGCUGAUGACUUGACUGCUCAGGAUAUUUCCGAGGCCUUGGACAUUAUUCUGACCUCUGAUGAGGUCCCCGACGUGCAGAUCUCUGGUUUCCUCGUUGGCGCCAAAGCAGUGUCGCGCGAUCAUCAGGAGGACUUCAUUCUGGCUGCAACCAGACGGCUUAAGAAGGUGGCCAACAUGAUUCCGGCCUCCGAGAUCAGCAAUACCGCUGGGUUUGUAGACAUCGUUGGCACCGGCGGUGACGGGCAAAACACCUUCAAUGUGUCCACAACUUCGGCAAUUGUAGUCUCCGGAAUGGGCAUACCAGUGUGCAAACACGGAGGACCAGCUUCUACCUCCAAGUCUGGUGCUUCUGAUCUGCUGGGUGCACUGGGAGCCAAGCUAGAAAAUGUGAACGCAAAGACCGCCGGUGGUCUGCUCAGCACAAACAACUUCGUUUACCUGUCAGGUCCGGUUUUCCAUCCGGUUCUGGCCCGCACAAGGAUCAUUCGUAAAAACAUGGGAGUGCCUAGCAUCUUCAAUCUCGUCGGGCCCUUGCUUAACCCUGCGCCCAUCAGAUCACGAGUCAUUGGCGUUUACGCACAGAAUCUAGGUCAGAUCUUCAUUGAGUGUAUUCGCGAGCUCAACAAGGACACGCCGUUCCCCUCUGGGAACGCCAUGGUCGUGUGGGGCACGGAGGGCCUCGACGAAAUCUCCCCUGCCCAGAAAACUCAAAUUUGGAGACUGGUGGACGGCGAGAUCACCACCGAUUACAUUGAACCUGCAGAUUUCGGGCUUCCCGCCCACAGCCUGACAGAGGUUGCCAGCGGAACUCCUACAGAAAACGCGGCAAUUGUUCGCCAACUCAUUAACGACGAAUUACCCGAAAACCAUCCUAUUCUGGACUAUGUAUUGAUCAACUCUGCGGCCUUGGCGGUUGUCGAUGGACUUGCCCGGGAUUGGAAGCGCGGUGUCGAGUUAGCACGCGACAGUAUCAAGUCAGGUGCAGCAAAAAAGGCGCUGGAGGCAUUUGUUGCUGCUUCGAAGUGA